Cyphomyrmex costatus is the source of this 1111-nucleotide messenger RNA. RefSeq lists its product as uncharacterized. NCBI's taxonomy places the organism in Eukaryota, Metazoa, Arthropoda, Insecta, Hymenoptera, Formicidae. The transcript is spliced from 4 exons. Gene Ontology annotation, biological process: cilium assembly. Bases 70 to 1062 code for a protein of 330 amino acids. The record is from RefSeq and is a predicted model, not a curated record. Gene Ontology annotation, cellular component: non-motile cilium; centriole.
GUUUCUCUUAUUUAAAAAGGUGAAGGCUGUCGUAUACCAUCCCUUAAGUUUCUUCAAAUUAAUGCGAUCAUGUCAGAAAUUAAAGAUGAUCCGCGAGAAGUUCUCGUUCUUCUGAAUUCGUUAGGAUUCGUCGGCAUCACUGCGAUUCAACUAAAAGCUUUUAUGAAAGAUUUGAAAAUAUACAGAAAGGUAAGAGAACGUGAAAAGCAGCAACGAAAAGAAGAGAUUACAACGAAAAUAAUUAACAAACAACAGACUCUGCUCAGGACAGCUUAUAGAUCACAUCAUGACACUACAGAUUAUUCCUUGAGUAAUUCUCCUCAACGUAACGUUCCUCCUGAAAAUUCACUUGAUGAUGAUGAGUCAGUGGUAAAAGUUCGAAUAAGAUGUAUCUCUAAGGAGGAUGAUAUACAAAAACAAAGAUGCUCCAAAGCAAACGUGACAAAAUCAGAUGAUAAAUUGUUACAAAUAAAUUGUAAUAAGCAAGAUACUAUUGAAGUAACUGAAUCUAAUAGAAUUUAUUGUGAACAGAAUUAUUCUAAUACUAAAUCUUAUCCAGUUAUUAAAAGUUCAAAAAGUAAAGACGUACAAGAUAUUUCCAAAUGUUUGAUAAAAAAUAGUCAUUUGGCAGAAAGAUGUAAGCAAAAUUUAAAAAUAGACGAACAAAUAAAACCACUGGCUUUAAUACAAGAACAAUUAUCGAGCGCACCAGUUUUAUCAAAUUAUGUAAGCCGGUCAGAAUCAAAGAGUGUUACAUCAGAUCCAACUGGAAACAUUCGUACACAAAGUACCUUAUCUACAAGGUCAUCUGGUAUUAAUUCUGGACCUAAAUCAUUUAUUCGACCAUGGAGGUUACAAUCCGAGGUACAGAAAAGUAUCACCAAGAGAUGUGAUCCUGUUGCUCUUUAUCAAAAGUAUCAACAAGAAUGGAAGCGGAUAUCUUUUCCUGGAGAAGCAAAGCAUUCAAAAGUAAGAUGGGCUGUGCGAGAAAAGAUGCUUGGUACAGAUCCACAUCCUAUGCCAGUUUCAAAAAUGUCAUUGCCAAUAUUAAAGAGGAAAUGACAGAUGUGAUAACGAAUUGUUUCAAAAGAAGGAAUGUGUACACUAUAGA